AAUGGGGAUAGGGAGCUAGUUGAUAUGGUGGAAGGUUUGAAGUUCCCCACAAGCGGGUCUCCUUACACAUGCCAGAAAAAAAUGGACAUGGAAGAUCAAGGAGAUAUUAAUAUUGGAGCAAAGAAGCACCAAAUGCCUCCGGCAAGUGUAAUGACUAGGCUUGUACUUAUCAUGGUUUGGAGGAAGCUUAUAAGAAACCCCAACACCUACUCAAGCCUUCUGGGCGUUACAUGGUCUCUUGUUUCAUUCAGAUAUCAUAUCCAAAUGCCGUCCAUCAUCAAAGGAUCCAUUUCAAUAUUAUCCGAUGCGGGUUUGGGAAUGGCUAUGUUCAGUCUAGGUCUGUUCAUGGCUUUACAACCAAAGAUAAUUGCUUGUGGAAAAUCCGUGGCAACAUUUUCAAUGGCUGUUAGGUUCUUGACUGGCCCCGCUGUAAUUGCUGCUACCUCCAUCGCAGUCGGUCUUCGCGGUGUUCUUUUGCAUGUUGCAAUCGUUCAGGCUGCUCUUCCCCAAGGGAUUGUUCCCUUUGUAUUUGCCAAGGAGUACAACGUCCAUGCCAACGUACUUAGCACUGCAGUUAUAUUUGGAAUGCUCGUCGCCUUGCCCAUAACAAUUCUUUACUACAUACUUCUCGGCCUCUGACUUCUGGACAACAAAGGCAAGGGAAAGCAAACAUACUUCUGUAAAUCCUUCCAAAUUAGGUUUAGGUGGAUGGAUAUGGCAGAUGCAAUGUCCCGGAAAAAAAUGCUUUUGGGUUUUGUUUAAUUUCCUUCAAUCUCAAAGAUCUUUCAUCAAUGUCGUUUCAUUUAUGUACUUUUGUUUUUCUUCUAUUUAAUUACCCGGUUAUACAUGAGUUAGGUGGUAGCCAGAAAAGUAAUCCAGAUAGACCGAUAGGCAAAGUCAAAUUUGUUUGAUGUACGUAGUUGCGUGGGUUUUUGCUUCACCAAUUUCAAAG
Messenger RNA from Juglans regia (Persian walnut), 952 nucleotides. RefSeq names its product auxin efflux carrier component 2-like. The transcript is spliced from 5 exons. Gene Ontology annotation, biological process: auxin polar transport; auxin export across the plasma membrane. Bases 25 to 639 code for a protein of 204 amino acids. The record is from RefSeq and is a predicted model, not a curated record. Gene Ontology annotation, cellular component: endoplasmic reticulum; plasma membrane. Lineage: Eukaryota; Viridiplantae; Streptophyta; Magnoliopsida; Fagales; Juglandaceae. Gene Ontology annotation, molecular function: auxin efflux transmembrane transporter activity.